AUGAACCACACAAUGAUCACAGAGUUUGUCCUCCUAGGCCUUUCUGAUGACCCUCACCUUCAAGUUGUGAUUUUCCUCUUCUUAAUUAUCACUUACAUAUUAAGUGUCGCUGGAAACAUGACCAUCAUCACCCUAACCUUGCUGGACCCCCAUCUUCAGACACCCAUGUAUUUCUUCCUACGCAACUUCUCUUUCUUAGAAAUCGCAUUCACAACCGUCUGCAUCCCUAGAUUUCUAGGGGCAAUUAUCACGAGGGAUAAGACUAUCUCCUACAACAACUGUGCAGCCCAAUUAUUUUUCUUUAUCUUCAUGGGGGUGACUGAGUUCUACCUCCUGACAGCCAUGUCCUACGACCGCUACGUGGCCAUCUGCAAGCCCCUGCACUACACCACCAUCAUGAGCAGGAGGCUGUGCACGCUGCUGGUGGCCUGCGCCUGGGUGGGCGCCUUCCUGACAGUGUUCCCCCCCAUCGUGCUUCUCCUGCAGCUGGAUUACUGUGCUUCCAAUGUCAUCGACCACUUUUCGUGUGACUUUUUCCCCAUUUUACAACUGUCUUGCUCAGAUACGUGGCUCCUCGAAGUGAUUGUGUUUUAUCUUGCUUUGGUAACUUUACUGUCCACUUUGGCAUUAGUCAUUUUAUCUUAUAUCUUUAUCAUCAGAACUAUUUUGAGAUUCCCAUCUGCCAGUCAGAGAAAAAAGGCUUUCUCCACCUGUUCCUCUCACAUGAUUGUCAUUUCCAUCUCUUAUGGAAGCUGCAUAUUCAUGUAUGCUAACCCCUCUGCAAAAGAAAAGGCAUCACUGACCAAAGGGGUGGCUGUUCUCAACACCUCCGUUGCCCCCAUGCUGAACCCCUUCAUUUACAGCCUGAGAAACCAGCAAGUCAAACAAGCCUUCAGAGAUGUGAUCCGUAAAGUAGUGUUUUCCGCAAGUAAAUGA
Messenger RNA from Talpa occidentalis (Iberian mole), 936 nucleotides. Its product is annotated as olfactory receptor 6C3. Gene Ontology annotation, cellular component: membrane. The coding region runs from base 1 to 936 and encodes 311 amino acids. Gene Ontology annotation, molecular function: G protein-coupled receptor activity; olfactory receptor activity. Gene Ontology annotation, biological process: G protein-coupled receptor signaling pathway. The transcript has a single exon. NCBI's taxonomy places the organism in Eukaryota, Metazoa, Chordata, Mammalia, Eulipotyphla, Talpidae. The record is from RefSeq and is a predicted model, not a curated record.